ACCUUUGAAUUCAUGAUGGUGUACCGCUUGAAAUGUGAUUCUAUUUUCAAUGUUGAACCAAUCCUAUAUUUUCCGCUACUUAUUAAUUUUUGGUCAAAAAGUAAUAUUUCUUCCUUUGUGGAUGGUUUAUAAAUGAUGUGCCGAAAAUAUACUCCUACUGUUAUGGGAGAGGAAAGGCGUCAUGUUGAUAAAUGAUGUAAUGAGAGGCAUUACUCAACUGCAAGCCUUCAAGUCCACUGAACAGACCUAAUAGAGUUAGUUGCAGCAUGGAGAAGAAAGUAUGCUCAGUGUUGGCGUUGAUUCUUUUCUUGGAAUUCACUGAUUCCAUUGAACUAAUAGUCCCCGAUGAGGUGACGGGGCAGCUGAGAAAAUCAGCCACCAUUCCUUGUAUCUACGUGCCAUCUGCUCAGUACAAUGUUAUAACAGUCACUUGGUACUUUAAUACACGCAAAGUACUUAUACAAAGAAACAAAAUAUCUGAUUAUAUUCCAAGUUUCUUAAAUCGUGGCAGAAUCAAUAUUAAUCGCAGUCCUGGAGAUGUUUCACUUGUCCUGAAAGACCUGGCCUACAGCGAUCGAGGAACUUACACUUGUGAAGUAAAGUGGCUGUCCAGUGAUAUGUUAAGAAGAACAAAAUUAAGUUUGGGUGUCAAUUUAAUAGUGAAACGUUUUCCUACCAACAUAACUCCAGUUGUUCUGUUCCCUACGGUCCUCCCUACCAGGGGUGAUUCUAUUAAACUAAUAGUUCCCGAGAAGGUGACCGGGCAGCUGAGAAAAUCAGCCACCGUUCCUUGUAUCUACAUGCCGUCUGCUCAGUACACUGUUACAGAAGUCAUUUGGUUCUUUAAUACACGCAAAGUUCUUAUACAUAGAGUUGAAGGAUCAGAUUAUAUUCCACUUUCCACCAAUCGGGGCAAACUCAAUAUUAAUAACAGUCCUGGAGAUGUUUCACUUGUCCUGAAAAACCUGGCCUACGGCGAUCGAGGAACUUACACUUGCAGAGUAAAGUGGCAGUCCAGUGAUGGAUUAAAUGGAACAAAAUCAAGUUUGGGUGUCACUUUAAUAGUUGUAAGAUAUAUUCCUACCACCACAUUUCCAGUUGACCAGUUUUCCGACAUCUUCUCUACCAGUGAAAUACUUCCCACUGGACCUCCAGCUACUUGGUAUACCCAUCCAACAAGUGCAAUUCUUUCCACUGAACCUCCAACUAGUCUGAAUAUCCAUCCAAUAAGUGCAAUUCUUUCCACUGAACCUCCAACUAGUCUGAUUACCCGUCCAAUAAGUGCAUUACUUUCCACUGGACCUCCAGCUGAUCUGAACCCUGUUUCUGUCAUUGGAUUCGGAAGUGCAAACAUCCCAAUUUGGGUGUUUGUUAUGACAAUUAUUCUCACCGUGCUCCUUUUUUCUGCUAUCAUUGUCUUCAUUUUGUACAGGAAAAGAGCAAAACCAGAGCACACAUAUGACUUUACAAGAUUUCGGUCUACAAUUCUUCCAUAUCGGGAAGUGCCUGGUACAGUUUCAUGUGAAAAUAAUGAGUACGAAAUAAUGACAAAAACAAACGAGUAUUCAGAAUUACAAAUGCAAUCUGCAUUUGGGUCUGGAUAACUGGAUGCUUCACCAUGAAGCACAACAUGUGCAGCUCUGCAGCUUCCGUGGAAAAUAAAUGUAUAUGCACAUGAUAUUCUGUUUAUUGCAGGACUCAACUACAUAAAAUGGCAAAAGCAAUUGUUUUGUUUCAAAGCUUUCAAAUAAACAUCUCUGACAGUUUCUGCUACUCCACCCAACUUUGAAUAUUUAACCUUGAAAAACCCCUAGGAAGUUUCAGUUUUCCUAUUUUAUCUACUGCCAUGCAUAGGCUCAGCUGAUUCAGAAAGGUUUCUUAUAAAAGGGAAUUGACCUGAAAUAUUAACCUUGUUUCUCUGUCCACAAAUGCUGCUUAACUUAUGGUAUUUGAAGCAAUUUCUGUUUUUAUCUUCAAUCUCCAACACCCAGCUUAUUUUCCUUCAGAGGUGCAAGAGACAGCAGAUGGUGGAAUUUGUAGCUGAACUAGGAGAGCUGCUCGAGGAACUCGUGGGUCAGGCAGCAUCAAUCUAGGGACAUCAACAGGCAACAUUUUAGGUCAAGACCCUUCAUUUAAAAAGAGUAUUGGGGAACGGACACAAAGUGCUUAAGUAACUCAGCUGGUCGGCAGCAUCCUUGGAGAAAAUGGUCGUGGGUCGAGACCCUUCUUCAGACUGAGUAUUGGGGAAGUUGCCAGUUUAAAAAGGUGUGGGGCGGGGGGGUAGAGUGUGGGGCAGGUUAGCAAGUAAUAGGUGGUAACAUUUGAGGACAGGUGGAUUGGCAGGUAACAGUCAAGUGGGGGGAAAAAGGUGGAGGUAGCAACAGAGGAUGGGAGAUGAGUGGGGAACAAAAGGCUGCAGAUUCUGCAGUCCGAUAGGAAGGAAGAUAAAGAGUGGAACAGAAUAGGGAGGGUAGGUGGCAGAUAGCGUCAUACAGCAUGGAAUCAGGCCCUUCGACCCAACUUAUCCAUGCUGACCAAGAUGUCCAGCUAAGCUAGUCCCAAUGACUAGCUUUGAUGGGAGUACGGAGAGAGGCGAGUGCUGGACAGUUGGGGCAUAAAGGGAUCCAGUGGGAGGAAUGUGGGGAGGGCAAAAAACAAAGUAGGGGUCUAGGGGGUAAGAUGGGUAAACGAGUGUGUGCGUGAAAGGACCUGGAUAGGUAGGAGGAGACAGGAACGGGAGUGUGGAUUCCUUGAAAUUGGAGAAUUCAGUCUUCAUGGUGUUUGGGUUGUUGACGACGCAGCAGAAUAGGAAGUGUUGUUCCUCUGGUUUUCAUUUCCUCACCCUGGCAGUGGGGGACGCUGACGACAGACAACACAUGGAGCCGGUAUUGAUUGGAUUUUUUAUAUUUUGUAUGGUUAUAUCGACCCUGCUCACUUUAUAAUAUAGAUGCUCAAACAAUUAUUUUAUAUGCAUACCUCAGAAUGAAUGGUGAAUUUAGCACAUGUGCAGAGUUUUAAACCUGCAAUAAAAGCCAGGUGCAGGAAUGCUAUCAAAUUGGUAUCUUUUGGUCUUUGUCACUUUGCUGCUUAAGGCACAAUAAUCUCUUCAAACUUUGAAUGUUGAAUGUAAUGGCAUGUUUGUAAUAAAUCUAUCUGACCUAUGAAGUUAAUAUUACCAUUCUUUUAUCUGACACUUCCCAGAAUGGUGCAAUUGUUAAUCAUCAGCAUACUAAUAAAAUAGCUUGCAUUUA
Amblyraja radiata (thorny skate) is the source of this 3251-nucleotide messenger RNA. RefSeq names its product non-POU domain-containing octamer-binding protein. Bases 267 to 1604 code for a protein of 445 amino acids. The record is from RefSeq and is a predicted model, not a curated record. The transcript has 12 exons. NCBI's taxonomy places the organism in Eukaryota, Metazoa, Chordata, Chondrichthyes, Rajiformes, Rajidae. Gene Ontology annotation, biological process: negative regulation of macrophage activation; negative regulation of interleukin-2 production; negative regulation of T cell proliferation. Gene Ontology annotation, molecular function: RNA binding.